Closterium sp. Naga37s-1 is the source of this 203-nucleotide messenger RNA. NCBI's taxonomy places the organism in Eukaryota, Viridiplantae, Streptophyta, Zygnematophyceae, Desmidiales, Closteriaceae. The record is from the annotation of a GenBank genome assembly.
GCGAACGCACAACCAUUUCGAGUCGUCCGACAUUCCAAUCCGCCAUUUCUCGCGCUUCCACGUCAACCGUCGCGACUGCGCCAUCCGUUACACUUCGCGACUUCGCCAUCCGUUACGCUUCGCGACUUCGCCAUCCGUUACACUUCGCGACUUCGCCAUCCGUUACACUUCGCGACUUCGCCAUCCGUUACACUCGUCACCAA